Messenger RNA from Penicillium samsonianum, 222 nucleotides. RefSeq lists its product as uncharacterized. The coding region runs from base 1 to 222 and encodes 73 amino acids. NCBI's taxonomy places the organism in Eukaryota, Fungi, Ascomycota, Eurotiomycetes, Eurotiales, Aspergillaceae. The record is from RefSeq and is a predicted model, not a curated record. The transcript has a single exon.
AUGGCCAUGGAAGGUGUCCAAAUCUUCCUCCUAGGAACAGCACUCCUGGUGCCCUUCCGUGCUCUAGACACACACGUGGGGCUACUUACAAUGAUCCAAAUUCUCGUGGGACUCGGCAGCUGCCUGUUCACUGUGUGCAGACAGCUAGCGAUAAUGGCGAUGGUAACGCACCAAGAGAUCGCCGUUGUGAUGGCGAUCUUGGGAUUGUCCGGGGUCGAUUAG